Messenger RNA from Lepidothrix coronata (blue-crowned manakin), 4371 nucleotides. RefSeq names its product PPARGC1 and ESRR induced regulator, muscle 1 (gene PERM1). Gene Ontology annotation, cellular component: nucleus; cytoplasm. Gene Ontology annotation, biological process: regulation of DNA-templated transcription; response to muscle activity. The transcript is spliced from 4 exons. Lineage: Eukaryota; Metazoa; Chordata; Aves; Passeriformes; Pipridae. The record is from RefSeq and is a predicted model, not a curated record. The coding region runs from base 168 to 2744 and encodes 858 amino acids.
UGACACGCUGGGGAGGGAGGGGGGGUCUAUUUUUAGCCCCUGAAUGGAUCUGUGCUGGAGCCGAGCUCUCUGCCCCCGUCAAGGGUACGGCAUCAUGUUGUGCUGGGAGGAUUUUCCUGCGUGGCUCUUUGAAUGGCUCCAUCCCCACCUUAGGUCGGGGUACAGGCAUGGAUAACUUCGAGUACAGCAUCCAGCUGAACGACAGGGAAUGGGCUGAGUUCUUCUUGGCCUCAGAGGAGUGCAACCUCGCCCCGGCCUCGCUGGCCACGGCCGAGGAGCAGUGCCUCAGUGACAUUGAGCAAGGGGACGGCCACGCCAGCCCCGACAGGCUGAUCCCAGCCGGGCAGGGCAGCGAGCCAGCGCCUGGCACGGGGAGCUCUGCCCCACGUGGGGUGCCUGGAGACACCCCCCUGCACUGGCAGGCCGGUGGGCACCUCUCCCCGCCGGAGCUGCUGUCGGGCAGCGAGGACGAAGCGGAGCUGGGCUCGGUCGGCAGGUUCCUGUGUGAGAGCGACCAGCCCGGCUGCCCGUCCGGCCCUGCCAUGCCCAGCGCACAGAGGAGGCAGCCCCCUCGCCCCCCUGGAGCCCCCCUGACUGGCCAGGCUGGUGGCACAGCCCAGGGCAACCCAGGGCAGGACGCAGAGGGCGAAGCGGCGGCGGCGGAGAAAGGAGCGGCCGGAGGCAGCCGGGACGUGGAGCCCCCCGGCACCCCAAGCACCCCCGAGCCGGGAGGGGACACAGGAGGGGGACAACCCCACGGCAGCGAGGUGGUGGCACAGCCGGGGACUCCGGUGGGGGGCAGUUCACCAGCACCCCCUGCCAGGAAGAGGCAUCCCAGUGCUUCCCACUCGGAGCCCAAGCUGCGGGGACCCUCGUGUGACCCCCCCAGCCCAUCCCUGGGGGCUGCGCAGGAGGCGAGCGGGGAGAGGGCGGGGGCCGAGCAGAGCUCCCCGGCCGGGUCCCCCAGCGUGGUGAGGCCCAAGGUGCCAGGGCAGCAGAAGAAGAGCCGCAAGCAGCGAGGGGCCAGCACUGCCGAGGGGGACAGGGAGCCUGGGGGGGCUGUGGCUCAGGGGCCCACACAGGGACCCGGGAAGGCACCUCCGGGCUCGCCAAUGUCCUCUCGGAAGAGCAAAGGGAAGGAGAAGGCGGCCAAGGCGGCUUUGGGGAGGAUGAGCAGUGAGGAGGCGGCGGAGAGCAAGCCGCCGGUGCCCGGCCCUGGCGUGGAUGAGGAGGAUCCAGCUGGGAGUGCUCCCCCGAGGCAGAAGGGGAAGGAGCCAGGGGCACAGUCCUCAGGCAAGACAAAGGCCACCAAGCCCUCAAAGGCAGGGCAGGCUGGUGGCUUGGGCGUACGUGACGGUGCACCAGUGAUCCCUGACAACGGAGCCGUGGCUCCUUCGGGAGAGGCAUGCCAGGAGAUGCCAGGGAAGCCUCUCCAACCCAAGAGCAUGGCAGCUUUUGGAGGGGAUGCUGCUGAGGGAGCCUGGAGGGAUCCUGCAGCUGAGAUCCCUGGAGUUGCUGCAGCUGAAAUCCCUGGGGUUCCUGCAGCUGAGAUCCCUGUGGUUCCUGCAGUUAAGAUCCCUGGAGUCCCUGCAGCUGAGAUCCCUGGAGUCCCUGCAGCUGAGAUCCCUGGAGUCCCUGCAGCUGAGAUCCCUGGAGUCCCUGCAGCUGAGAUCCCUGCGGUUCCCGCAGCUGAGAUCCCUGUGGUUCCUGCAGCUGAGAUCCCCGCGGUUCCUGCAGCUGAGAUCCCCAGGAAGCCCUCAGAGAUCCCCAUGGUUCCUUCAAUUGAAAUCCCUUGGGAGCCUGCCCCUGAGAUUCCCAGGAAGCCUUCAUCUGGGAUCCCCAGGUCUCCUCCUAUUGACAUCCCUAGGAAGACUGCAGCUGGGAUCCCCAGGGUUGCUACUCCUGAGAUCCCCUGGGGACCUGCCCCUGAGAUCCCCAGGAAGCUGAGCCCCCCGUGCUUUGCAGAUGGGGCUUCUGCAAGGUCAAACACCCUGGAUGUGACCUGGCCUGAGAUGUAUGACUAUUUUUUCUGUGAUUCCCAAGAGGAAGAAGAACUGGGGAGCUCAGUGGAGGGGCGGAGAUCACCCUUGCAAAGGGAAAUAUCCUGGCCUGAACUGUACGAGUAUUUUUUCAAUGAACCAGAAGGAAACAGGAAAAAAGUCAAAGGUAAAGACAGGAAAAGAAAGAAGUUCAGCAGCUUGGACCACACUGGGCUGCAAAAUGAGGAUCCCAGCUCAGCUGCAGUCAAGGACACUGUGAUUAUCUCAGUCCCCGAGGUGUGUGAACACUUCUUCCCAGAGACACCUAGGAACAGGAUGGGCUGGAGAGGGAUUUUCUCAAUCGCUCCAGCCUCCGAGGUGAAGAGAGCUGUGGGGGCUCUGAAGUCCCUCCUGCAAAGGCAAAUCCACCCCGACAGUGGCCAAGACCCAGCCUCCCAGGCUCUGGUGCCGAGAGGAUCCGCAGAGAAGUUCGCCCUCGUCCCACUGGCUCCCCCGGGAAGAGGCCAAGUGUGGCCAGAGGGUGAGGAGAUGGCCCUUGCACUGAGAGGGACAGCAGAGGAUCCACGAGUGCUGACCCACAAAGACAUGUGCCUGGUGUUCUGUGCCUUUGCAUCCUGGGCAGUGAAGACAUCUGACCUGCAGGCUCCGGAUGCCUGGAAGACCAUGUUCCUGGCAAGUUUUGGCACGCUCUCUGCCAUCCGCUACUUCCGGAGGCAGGUCAGAGAAGGACAACCCCGGACUUAGGCUCAGCCCACACUGGAGGUGCUUCCUGGGGACAGGUGGGCACGGUGGAGGCAGAGACUGGGGACUUUGUUCUUGGACAGUGUGAGAAGCCUGGAUCCCAGCACCAAGACUUCUCUGGACCCAUCCCUACACGGGACAGGACGUCACAGGAAGCAGGAUCGUUCCGGUGACAGGAAUUGAUGGCACGGUAGGCAGUCGGUACCUGUACUGGAGAAAAGGGGAGCCCAGCCUGGGCUGGCUCUGGUCUUUCCUUGCACUCUCCUGGGACACUCCCUAGGAGCAGCCAGUGUCUGUUCCAGGGCACUGCUUAUCCCUCCUCCCCGCUCAAGUCACCUGGUGGCAAAGGAAGGCACUGACGUGGUGGUGGAGGGAGGUGAGGGCAAAAGAAACCGGGAAAGUGCUUCACUGGUAUGAAAGAGCUGGGAUGUCUGUGAAGGAAGAGUGGAGAGAGCUUUGGGAAAAGCUGUCUGUCCAAACAUGGGGCUUGGCUAAGCAUGUGCUGGCUGGGCAGCAGCUAAAAGGGGAUGAAGGGGCCGCUCUCCUGGCAGAGCCCAGGGCUCCCAUGACUGCUUUGGCUCACUGCAGGAGGACUCAUCCUCUUGGAAUUCACUCCUAGAAGUCACAGUUCAGUGUAACAGUUCAGGAUGCUGAGAUAAGGUUUCUGUAGCAUGCAGCCACCUCAGCCUCGCUGAGCCAGAGCCACGUCUGUCCCCGUGGGUGAGGAGCACCCGCUGCAAGGACACAUCCCAAACCCGUAGGCAGAGGAUGGACGGGGGUCACACAGCCAGAGCUGGGGAAGGGGCAGCCAGGAAGGGUUCUGCAGGAGAUGCACAGGAUGGAAAGGGGCAGCAGAGGAAGGGGCUGAGCUCAGGGAAGUCUCAGGAAAGAGCCCUGACGAGGACAGGAGCAUGUCGGAGAGGAGGAAGAAGCACGUGUACGUGUUUGGCUCUGCCCAAACCACACAAAGGGUCUGGAUAUAUGACUUGUUCCCUCUUCUGCCUCCCACCCUGGAGGGGGAAAGUUGGCUGGGGGAGAUGUGGGGUGAGGGGGUGCUGUGGCUGAGUCUGUAACCUGGGGGCCUGGGAAGGGCUCGAGGGGGCCCAGAAUGGAAGGUGGGGUGAAAAAUAAAAAGGAAGCAAUUCAGUUCCUCCCCUGUCUCCAGUGCCUUCCUCAUCACUCAAGGGCAUUAUUCAUGAGGGUUUUUCUUGACUCCCAAGUCUGGUAACAGCAUGAAUGUGAGAUUAAGCACUCAGGGACCAGAUCCACAAAGGUACUAAGGAAAAUCAUCCCAGAAUACCAGUGUGGAUCUGCCUGUGAGCUUUAUAGGAAUGAUGUGGUGAUGUUUGCCUCAUGAAACUAGAGAGGGGAGGUUUAGCUCUUUCCUUGUAAUGCAGAGUGCCAUGCAAUUUUAAUGUGUGUAGGGAUGGACUGAAGACCAUGUAUUGUUGCUGAUAAGAGAGCACACUGUGCAAUUGUGCAGUGAGAUAUGUAACUGUAAGUAGUGAGAGAGAUGUACAGGCUCUAUAUGGACUAUAGCAGCUGUAUAUCCAGUAAGAGGAGUUUUGUGGAGGAGAAGAACAGAUAAAACAUGCUGGAAGCUUCUAAUAAAGUUCUAUUUCAUUUACUA